Molecule: messenger RNA, 1271 nt
Organism: Punica granatum (pomegranate)
Lineage: Eukaryota; Viridiplantae; Streptophyta; Magnoliopsida; Myrtales; Lythraceae
Source: RefSeq, a predicted model, not a curated record
AAGAAGCACAGCACAUGCUGCACCUCAUCCAUCGCUUUGCAAGGCCUUACAUCCACACUGGUGAAAAACAAAACAGAACAAAAUACAAAAACAAGGAGAUAAGCAUCCGACCAAAAUGGCUCAGCCCGAUGAAUUGGAAGCUCUCACCAAGGCCUUCUCAGGACACGGAGUCGAUGAGAAGUCGCUGAUCACAAUACUGGGGAAUUCACACCUGGAGAAGAGGCAGGCCUUCCGGAAAUCCACUCCCCAUUUCUUCAAGGAGGAUGAGAGGCUCUUCGAGCGCUGGGACGAUCACAGGGUCAAGCUCCUCAAGCACGAAUUCAUGCGUUUUAAGAAUGCGAUCGUGCUCUGGGCAAUGCAUCCUUGGGAAAGAGACGCUCGGUUGAUCAAGGAGGCACUAAAAAAGGGAUCCCACACCUACAACGUGAUCAUCGAAGUCGCCUGCACCCGAUCCUCGGAAGAGCUGCUGGGAGCAAGAAGAGCCUACCACUCCCUCUUCGACCACUCGAUCGAAGAAGAUGUCGCCUCCCAUGUGCACGGUCCCGAGCGAAAGCUAUUGGUGGCCCUGGUGAGUGCCUACAGAUACGAAGGCUCGAAGCUGAAGGAGGACACUGCAAAAUCCGAGGCGAAGGCAUUGUUCAAUGCAGUAAAAAAUGCCGAUCACAGAAAGCCAGUUGAAGAUGAAGAGGUCAUCAGGAUACUGACAACAAGGAGCAAGCCCCACCUCAGGGCAGUCUAUAAGCACUACAAUGAGAUCAGUGGCAACAACUUUGAUGAAGAUGUUCAGAUUGAUCUGAAAAUGCAAGAAACAGUCCAAUGCCUGUGUACACCGGAGAGAUACUUCAGCCAGGUUUUGGACUCAGCGCUGAAGAUUGACGCUCACAAGAGCACGAAGAAGGCACUGACAAGAGUCGUAGUAACCAGAGCCGAUGUCGAUAUCAAGGAGAUCAGGGAAGAAUUCAACCGCAUCUACGGGGUUUCACUGACCGAGAAGAUAGAGCAAGCGGCUAAUGGGAACUAUAGAGAUUUAUUGCUCACUUUGAUAUCUAAGGAUGCAUAAACGACCGGAGAGCGCGACUACAUGCCGUUAGAGAAUGUGAAUCGAUUGAGAUUGUUUCCGCUCCAUUUCGUUUCUACCAUUUUCCGUUGAUUGUAUGUCCAUGCACAUGUCUCAUUCUAUCUGUCUUGCACUACAAUAACUAGAGAGUCAAUGAACGUCCAGGCUUUACUUUUAUCUUUGAAUAAAAUUAUAAAAUUUACAUGUUAUAUUA